AUGUGUCGGAGGGGCGGGUAUCGCCGAAGCAUUCGUCGCAACCCCCCAACGGGUAUUGGCCCGCCAGAUGAAUCACAGUCUGUUUGGGGAAAUGGUUUCAUAUUUAUACGAGGUCGCUGCGACUCGAGGCACAGUGACAAGUUUGUAGAAUACAAGAUUGGAAGAGUGCCAUAUUGGACUCAAAUAUUCCAGCCGACCACCAACAGUGUGGCAGGCAAAGCGGCGGCGCACAACAGAUGCCAGCAGAAUUCCUAUAGAACUCGUCCUGCGUACCAUGGUCACGGUGCUUUUUGGUGGAUUCCACUAUUCCAGCCCUCACCAAACACCAUAUGUAACCCCAGCAAAUCAGCGGCGUACGUCAGUGGCAAGACAAAUUCUGUUUCAACUCCUACUCCGAACGUGGACCACGGUGCUUUAUGGUGGACUGGACUCUUCAAGCAACAGGGGACCACGAUGCGUAACCCUAGUGAAGCUACAGUGCACGUCGGCAACCAUGAAAAUUCCGUUACAACUUCUGUUCCAAGCCAUAGUGACGGACUGUGGAAUAUUGGUGGCCAUAUCGAAGGUGGUAUUGGUAAUGGAGGAGCUGGUGGCACUAAUGGAAGUGCUGGUGGAAAUGGUGGAACGUUUAAUUUCAACGGUAAGGCGUUUGAAAUUCUUUAUGCGUGA
This is a messenger RNA of Spodoptera exigua (beet armyworm), 669 nucleotides long. Lineage: Eukaryota; Metazoa; Arthropoda; Insecta; Lepidoptera; Noctuidae. The record is from the annotation of a GenBank genome assembly.